AUGCGUUGUACCAACGUCCCUGCUUCCUUCUUCGGAUCGUCGUACGUGGCUCUUCCCCUCCAGGAGGCCAGGAGCUCGACCGAGAUCAGCUUACGGCUCAAGACACACCGUGCCGACGCCCUCCUGCUCCUGGCGGCGGGCAACACCGACUACUGCCUGGUGGUGUUGGAGGGAGGCGCUCUGAGGGUGCGGAUCAACCUGGGGGCGGGAGAGUCGGAGCUGUCGUCGCCGCCUCGCCUGCGCCUCGACGACCUCUUCUGGCACGAGGUCAAGAUCUCCCGCAACACCGCCGAGAUGAGCCUCACCAUCGACAACAUCCACACCACCAGGUAG
Procambarus clarkii (red swamp crayfish) is the source of this 333-nucleotide messenger RNA. NCBI's taxonomy places the organism in Eukaryota, Metazoa, Arthropoda, Malacostraca, Decapoda, Cambaridae. The record is from RefSeq and is a predicted model, not a curated record.